This is a messenger RNA of Hibiscus syriacus, 705 nucleotides long. Its product is annotated as ganglioside-induced differentiation-associated protein 2-like. The transcript has 2 exons. The coding region runs from base 63 to 557 and encodes 164 amino acids. The record is from RefSeq and is a predicted model, not a curated record. Lineage: Eukaryota; Viridiplantae; Streptophyta; Magnoliopsida; Malvales; Malvaceae.
GCUUUUUCUGGGAAAUUGGUUCUCUGUAUGUUAAGCUAAUUGGGUUUUCUUUUUCUUUUUAAAUGGUAAUAGUUCGCACGGUUAGCAGUGAGGUUCUGAAGAAGCAUUUGGAAGAAAAGAUUUACCCCAAAUUAGGGGAAAAGCCAUUCUCGGUGGUUUAUGUUCAUACAGAUGUUCAAAGGAGUGAAAUUUUCCCUGGAAUCUCAGUCCUGAGAUCAAUCUACGAUGCUAUUCCGAUGAACGUCAAGAACAAUCUGGAGGCUGUUUAUUUAUUGCAUCCCGGUUUACAUGCCAGGCUUUUCCUCGCCACUUUCGGCCGUCUGUUCUUCGAUGGAGGGUUGUAUUCGAAGCUUAAGUAUGUCAGUAGGCUUGAGUUUCUAUGGGACCAUGUGAGGAGGUUGGAGGUUAAGGUACCGGAGUUUGUGCAUGAACACGAAGAGGAUCUCGAGUACCAUCAGGUGAUGGAUUACGGAUUGGAAAGCGACCACCCUAGAGUUUACAUUGAGCCACCGUCGAUGGAUCCGAUUUCUGUGUACUCUAUGAGGUGCAAAGCUUAAAGCUUAAGCGAGUGUUGGGAAAGACAAAGAACCGUAUAUCUUUGUUGAUACGCUUAUGGCUUUUUUGGGUCUUUGAGUGUUUAGGUGUUUGAUAUUGUACAGAAUGAAAGGUUUGCGUAAAUAGAGCGACUUCAUUGGCCGAGCGAAC